Gigantopelta aegis is the source of this 2754-nucleotide messenger RNA. RefSeq names its product vacuolar-sorting protein SNF8-like. The coding region runs from base 79 to 819 and encodes 246 amino acids. Gene Ontology annotation, biological process: protein transport to vacuole involved in ubiquitin-dependent protein catabolic process via the multivesicular body sorting pathway. Gene Ontology annotation, cellular component: ESCRT II complex. Lineage: Eukaryota; Metazoa; Mollusca; Gastropoda; Neomphalida; Peltospiridae. The record is from RefSeq and is a predicted model, not a curated record. The transcript has 8 exons.
GUCGCCCUUGGUAUGUUUUUGGAAGGACUUCCGUGUUUGUAAAAACUGAUUGCAAACUACGAGAAAUAAACAUUCAAGAUGCAUAGAAGGGCCCACGGAGUUGCUGCUAUUAAAAAGAAAAGCCUAGCUGAGGCUAGAUAUAAAGAUAAAGGAACAGAACUAGCACAAGAUCAGUUUGCUCAGAUGGCACAGCAGAUGGACACAUUUAAGAAAAAUCUCGAAGAUUUUGCCACCAAACAUAAAGAUGAUAUUCGGAAGGACCCAGAAUUCCGAAUCCAGUUUCAGGAAAUGUGUGCUUCAAUCGGGGUUGACCCGUUGGCAUCAAGCAAGGGUUUCUGGGCUGAAAUGCUUGGUGUAGGAGACUUCUAUUACGAACUAGGUGUCCAGAUUAUUGAAGUUUGUCUCGCUACAAGCCAUCAAAAUGGAGGUUUAAUAGGAAUUGAAGAGUUAAGGAAGAGGGUGGAAAAAUCCCGAGGUCGACAUUCACAGGACAUCAGCAUUGAUGAUCUUAUGCGAGCAAUAAAGAAACUGAAGAUUCUUGGCAAUGGUUUCACUGUGAUCCCGGUGGGCCCCACAUUUCUGAUCCAAUCUGUACCAGGGGAGUUGACCAUGGAUCACACCAGUGUUUUACAGCAAGCUCAGGCAACUGGUUUUGUAAGUCAAAAUAUUUUAAUGAAAGAACUCAAGUGGGAAGAGGAAAGAACAAAGCGAGCUCUAGAAUUCAUGGUCAAAGAAGGCCUUGCAUGGGUGGAUGACCAUCCAGGACAGGAAAGACAAUAUUGGUUUCCUAGUUUUUUCCCCGAAUGCACAGUGACAUGAUCAGAUGCAUUCUACAUAUUAUAGUUUAUACCUAAUUGACUUCAUAUUCUGUCGGGAUGGGAACUCUGUUGAUGUACCCAUAUCCAGUAGUGGGGGGACACAAGCCAGGUUCAGGCACGCCCAUCCUGGACUUAACCUCUGAGUUUGCCAGUGAAAAAUUCCAGGACAGGAGGGUAAUUUUCUGAGGAACAGUGUCUUGACCCCAGAAGCUUUAUAGUAAAAGUCCAGGGAAGACUGAAUGACUGUUUCAGAGUUCUUUGGAUCCAUAGUUGUGUUUUCCAGACUUACAGGUUGACUUUGGCAAGUUGAUUUGUGCAAGCCGUAAAUAGGAUUGCUUCAUUUCUGUGGAAAAAGAAAAAAACACCUAAUGCUAGAAUGUCUUAAAUGUUGGAAAAACAUUUAAUUAUUAUUAUUUCCAAGUUCUUUGGGCAGUUGGAUCUCUUUCCAUUCUUGCUAGCUGUACUUGGUAAACCACAGAGAUGCUAAACCUUUACUAGCAAGAUACCUGAGUGCAAAGGAUCUGGAAUGGGCACAGAUCGUCUUUUUAAGUCAGUUUAACUGCUUAAAUUACAACCUUUUACUGUUUCAGAGAUAUACUAGAACAACCACAUGUGUUUGACAUUCAUAUAUUAAAGCUGCUAGUUUUAGACACAAUGGGAACCAUCUUUGCAGGGCCCAUCUUAACGACGGAACCGACGUUGAACCGUCGUUGAAAUAUAAAUUGCCGUGGGUUUGAGAGCAUCACUUUUGUGCUGCUGGAUUAAAAUUACCGCCUUCGGUAAAACUCCACAACAACAGCAAAAUUAAUAUAUCUGGUGUACCUUAUCUGCCAGUAUUCAACAUUUGUACAUUUGAAAUAUGUCUACAUGUAUCAAAAUAACCUUUCAGCAGGGCCGUACUUUGAUCAAAAUCCUGGGGGUAGGGGGAUGGGCACUACUUUUUAUAAACAAAUGAAACACUAUACAGAUUAAACCUUGAGAUGUGUAUGAGAUGGGUACGGCCCUAUUUCAGUCAUAUUUAGUUGCUGCAAAAGUCACCUUUAAAAAACAUUGCCAUAGGAGGCAUGCUCAAAAUUGCCGUCGGAGGGCCGUUUCACCUAUGGCAAUUUAAACAGAAAUGCUGUGGGUGACAAAUUGUUACAUUCAAGCCGUCUUUGACUACCCUAGUUCCACACAAAUAUCCUGCUUUUAGUAGGACCGUGCGCUCAUGUUUCAAGCACACUAACUCUACUUCACAUUAAAUUUCAGAAAUUUACUAGCCAGAUGAAAUGACCGUGUAAGUCUUGUCAAAACUCUCACUACUGGUUGGCGGUGACUUGUUUAAUACAAUAUUCAAACUUAGGUGCUCUUUGAACUUUGACCCGGUGAGAUGCUGUUUGGUAUUCUGCUACCUGUAGUGCCAUAUUAUACUAGUCUUACCAUGGCGGCAUUUCUGUACUAGUCUGUUACGUUCAUAUUCAAACGGUGAGCUCCACGUCACAUUGAAAGCCUAAAAUCAGAUUAUAGAGGUACUUAUAGUAAGCAUGGUUUUUGCACUCUCUUGAUGUUUUGAUUGACAGCAGAUAGUCAAUCAUGCUGUCCCACCUCGAGACUAAGACCACCACCAGGCGAAUUUUUUGCAGGUGGGGGGGGGGGGGGGGGGGGGUCAUAGGCAGAGUAAUUAAAUGAAAUAUAUUUAAGACUUAAACAUUCAUUCAUUCAUUCAUUCAUUCAAUAAAAUAAGUGAAAACAGUUGUUGUCUUGAGUGGUCCGAACCCUUUUGACCCCCCUCUGGAUCCGCACCUGGUCACUUGUAAGUUAAUGCGUAGCUUUUAACUAACAUGAUGGCAACUUACAUUGAUGUGCAGUAAUAGUAUGAUGUCAAACAGUGAUGCCUUGAAGUCUGUUAAAAUUAUAAAAACUGUUUUCUCGUUUUAAUAAAAUAUUAUAAAGACGA